Molecule: messenger RNA, 5136 nt
Organism: Micromonas commoda
Lineage: Eukaryota; Viridiplantae; Chlorophyta; Mamiellophyceae; Mamiellales; Mamiellaceae
Exons: 1
Coding region: 1-5133 (1710 amino acids)
Source: RefSeq, a predicted model, not a curated record
AUGGACUUGUUAGAAGAGGAGGCGGAGAGGGUCGACGACCGGCCCGGUACGACCAGAACGACUGACGAUCCGUUUGACGUACCGAGACCGAACGCGACGCGAGAGACCCGCUUGGUUAACUCGACGAUUAACUCGCCCCAGCUCGGGGAGGAGAGCGGCGACGACCUCGACGACCCCAGACUUCGAAACACACACGACGACGACGACGACGACGACGACGACGACGACGACGACGACGACGACGACACGACAAUAUCCGGACGCUUCGACGACGAAGACCCCGAAGCUUCGCUGUUCCCGACGCUACCCCGCGAACGUCCCACUCGCCGCCGCGAGCGCUGGCCCACGCCCCGCGCGGUCGACGGUAACGAGAUGGAAACCUCCGUGGCGCUCCCGCUCAGCGUUCACGUCGCCGUGCGAGAGCUGCGGGCGCUGCACGGCGACGUCGCGCCGGCCAGGCCCCGGCAGCCCCGCGGCCGGGGCUACGCUGAACCCACCGAACCCAGGCUCCACCUCAACCCCGCGUUCUCCGAGUGGCUCAUGGGCCUCCCCGGUGGGUGGACCUGCCUCGACGGGGACGUCAUCGAUGUCGCGGCGCACCUCCGACCGCACGACCGUUGGUCGUCGUGGCGGGGCGGGGACGACGACGACGACGACGACGGCGGCGGCGACGGCGGCGGCGGCGGGGGUUGGAGCGCGGGGUCGCAGGUCGCGCUCGGGGUGGCGCGGCAGAUGGACCGGUGCAGGACGGUGGGUAACUCGGUAGUUCCGACGUGCGUCGGGGUGGCGUGGAGGGUGUUGACGGGCUUGAGGCACGCGGUGAACCCCCGGACGGACCCCGCGCCGCGUCCCGCCCGGUCCAAGCACCGGUUGGAUCCGACGAGGAGGGUACCGGUGCCGAUACCGGACCCCCGGGUGCGGACCGAGUGGGGCGGGGACGGGAUGGGGAGGGACGGGGAGGGAGGAGGGGAUGAAAGAAGCGGGAGAUGGAAGCCGUGGUCGGUGCCGUGGCCGACGUUCUUCGCGCCCAUCGACUCGAACCCGCUCGAGGGACGGAGGAACAAACGGAAGAGCGGCGGCCCGGGCCCGACGGACGAGUCCGCUCCAGAGACCGAGGACGCGCGCGGCGGGUCGACGUCGACGUCCGCGCGGGAGAAGCUCGAACCGUGGGGCGACGCCGAGGAGGCGAGGGGGGCGAGUCGUCGGGCGAAGUUUACGCGGGAAAGGUCCGGAAGUCCCGGGAUGAGACGACCGUCCGUCCAGGGUCUGACGAGGUCAAAAUCGAGUCAAAAUCGAGAGGGAGCGGUCGCCGCGAGGGACUCGCGCCGGGACCGAAUCAACGCACUGACGGCGUCCCCAGACGUCAGGAACGGAGCCUCCGCGCUGCUCCGACAGCUGUGGGAGUCCAUGCUGAGCGCACGCGCCGAGUACGGGCGCGUGGCCGAGGCUCUCAGGUCCCACGCGAGGCGAAACCCGGGUGAAUCCGCGAGGGUGGACUGGAUAUCGCCGUCGCCCCUCCCGCGGCUCUUCCGAUCGCCGGCGGAGGUUCGAGAGCGACGCGAGACGACUCAUCAAUCGGCACGAGUCACCGGCGGUCGCGUCCACGCGGAAUCCGACAGGAAGAUCGGGACCCGAGAGCCAAAACUCCGAGCCAAAACUCCCUUUGGCGUCUCCGUCGACGGGAUCGAUUGGCCGCAGCCGCCCCCCUUCCGUCCCUCGCAGCCGGCGCCCCCGAGCGGCCCGGGGGUGGGCGGUCCCGUUCGUCUUCGCGGCGGUUCGUCUUCGCGACCGUUCGGAGGACGGUUCGUCUUUGCGUGUUGCGCCGUCGCCGAGUUGACCGACGACGAGCGCGACGCAAUCGCGGGCGCGGUUGAUCCAGACGAGGUCGACUCGCUUCGACGCGCCAUGUUCCCCCACGACGACGACACCGUGAACGACGACGAAUCCGUGAACGACGACCAGACGCGCCGGACGCCGCGCUGCUUCGAGGUGGCGUGCCUCCGGGGUCUCGACGACGCGCGGCUUUUGGCGGCUGCCCUGAUUAGGCCCGCGCCCGGGGAGGGAAUCCUCGGCCGAUACGUCGAGAUGCCGUUUAUCGUCACGCUCCCGCACGCUCGGGGUCGGGGUCUGUGGCGCGAGCUGACGCGCGAGUUGAUCGCGUGGACCGUUCGCAGGGCGGCCUGGCGGGCCACCGCGCUGAUCGUCAAGGUCAAGCGCGGCGGCGGCGGCGGCGGCGGCGGCGUAAAGCGAAAAAGAGACAAGGAGAGAGGGGAUCGGCACUGGCAGGAGACCAUGUGGCGGGACGGCGCCGGCGCCGUCCGCGUGGACGGAGGGUGGGGCGGGGCGCGGCGGGGCGCGUCCAACGCGAGGGAGAGGAUCGAGGCCAUCCUCGAACGUCUCGGUUCCAACACCGGCGGGGGCCGGGGCGGGAGGAGGCCGGGGUCGGACGGAGGAGGCGGGGUCGGCGCGAAGACGUCCGCGGCGGGGUCGCUUCACCCGAUUCCCGACCGGGACCUCCUGCUGAUCCGCAUGCUUCCGCCCCCCGACGAGGGAUCCGACGCUGCCGCGUCCCCGCUGGCGCCGUCCGCGUCGUCAAGGCGGGUGCCGUCUUUCGCGGAUCUGGACGAGAUGCGCGGAAGACGCCUCGCGCAGGGGGGACCGGGUUCGCCGGCGGCUGGGCUGGACUCGCGAGAACACGCGUCUCUUCUGGACUUUGUCACUCGCGUCGUCAACGGCCGCCGCGGGUGUUCCCUGUCGCUCUUCGGGUACUACGAGCCGACCGCCGGCGGGUCCGGCCAGCCCCAGGGUGUCCCCGCGGCGCUCAGGCUGAGGGUGCGGGACCUCGACGACGAGCUCGUUGGCUCGGGCGGAGGCCCCGGUACCUUCCUCGCCUGCGCGCACGCCUCCCUGCUCAGGGAGACGAUCUCGAAGCUCCUGCCCGGUUGUGUCGUGGACUGGGGGGCGUGGUCGGACGUCGUGAGCCAGGGGAACUUCCCGGCGGCGGUCGAGGAGUUCCUGGCGCGAAGACGCAGGCUCGCCGCUGCUCAGAACGGAGCCGGGAAUCAACCCCGAGGACCGGAUCGACCCCCGCCGCCCACCGCCCCAGCCCUGGCCCUGGCCCCACAGCCUCCUCCUCCCCCUCCUCCUCCGCCUCCCGGUGAGACGAGAGCUUCCGAAUCGUACGCGGCCAUGAACGUCCGCGACCGAUGCGCCCGGCUCCUGUCGCUCCUCCGCGUGGCGGUGGAGCUGGACCUCGGCGGGGUGCGCUCCGCGGCGGCGGCGGCGGCGAGAACAACCUCGGGGAAGGGGGGGAAAAGGCUCCGGGAAGAGUUAGUUCCGACUCGUUACCCAUACGCGUCGAGGCAGGAGACCGGCGCCCGCCCGCUGGCGCUCACCCCCGUGUGCCGCGAGCGCCGCGUCGACGGCACGGUGUGGACGUACCGCGUGGUUCCCGCGUCCCUCGACACGGGGAGGUCCUUUGCCUUUUUCCUCGCCGCCGCCCCCGCCGACGGCGCCUCCGAGCCGCUGGGGUUGGACGACGACGGGGACGCGCGGUGGAGGCGCGUCGCGGCGGCGUACGGACCCGACGGCACUCGCGCCCUCGCGCGGGUCCUUCGCGGGAUCGCCGCCGCGUCGACGCCCCGCGAUUCACGCGACGACGACGAUUCACACGAUGACGACGACGACGACGACGAUUCACGCGAUGACCGCCCCGGGGAGUCCCGCCGAACGCGACGGUCGCGACCCCCGUCGCCCCUCCUUCCCGCACCCGGUCGCGUCGCCUGCGUCGGAACCGGCGAGCGCGCCGCGUGCGCCGCCGCCGCAUCGCUUCUGGGGCGAUACGCGUCCCACGCGGAGACGAAGGGCACGGACGCGGCGACGGCGCUGUCGGACGCCGACGUAGCCGUUCUCCUCGGCGAGUCACCGUUUUCGCCGAAUCACGUCUUCUUCGCGGGUCCCAGAGACGGGUCGGAAGAUACCCCCGGGGCGUGCGGGGACGGGGUCGAGACCCCGUGGGGGACCGUCGCGUGGAACGAGGACGCCCCGCCGGAACCCCCCACCCUCGCCGCCGCCGCCGACGACGUCGCCCCGAGAUGGUUGGAACCGAGCGAGGUGCCCGCGGACAUCGCCCCGGAGCGCCCCAAACGGCGGGGCGAGCACCGCGCCGAGUCGGUCCUGCUGCGCGUCGCGUCCGGCGUCGGUUCCGAUCGGGGUACGACGCUGGGGCUCAUGGAGGCGCACGUCGACGCCACGUACACGCGGGAGAUUGGCGCGGUUCGGCUCAUCCGCGGGCGCCCGGGUUUGUCGACAAUUGGGUUUGUCGACGGGGCAGACGACCGGCCCGAGUGCCCGGUGUCCGGCGCGGAGUUCGUCCACCUGGGGUCCGACGGGACCAAGCUAGUGGCUCAGAGACGCUGGAUGCGCCACGUGGAGGUCGUUCAGGGUCCCCCCGUGGCCGACGCCGACGCCGACGCCGUGCCCCUCGAGGACUGGCUCGCGACCCGAGGCGAGGCGCUGGGCGGGGACGAGCUCGCGGGUACCCGGGCGCUCAUCUGGUGGCCCGCCGACGGCGCGUGCUACCCGUGCACUGUCGAGUGCUUCCGUAACGUCGGGGGCAACGUCGGGCACCACGGUGCUCACGCCGUGCGGUACGACGACGGUCAGCGGGAGACGGUGCAUCUCGCGCUGCAGACGUUCGCUGCGUUGGAGCCCGCGCCUCUCGACGAACCGGACGGCCGCCCGGACGACGACGAACCCGAAGAAACGGAGGGUGCCGACGAGGGUGCCGACGGGGUUGCCGACGGGGGUGCCGAGACUUCGCCGCCGAAGGUCUUCGACCGGGUGUGCUGGUUCGCCCCGCGGGGUGGCGAGACGGCGGCAGGGUGGCGCAGGGAACACAGGCGACGGGCUCGGAGGAGAGCUUGCGGGGUCGACGUCAACGUCAACAACGUCAACGUCAACGUCGGCCAAGGCCCGCGGGAACCCCCGACCGGGUCUUUGGAUGACGAUGUGGGGGAAGACGAGGAGGGUUCGAUCGGACCGGGGGAAGUCCCCGGUUCGACCGGAAACCUGCGGAAACGAAACCGGGAAUCGUCGGAUGAAAUCGAGGACGGAAAGGAACCGCCGGACUGAUGA